Molecule: messenger RNA, 1746 nt
Organism: Eremothecium gossypii ATCC 10895
Lineage: Eukaryota; Fungi; Ascomycota; Saccharomycetes; Saccharomycetales; Saccharomycetaceae
Gene: SSN3
Product: cyclin-dependent serine/threonine protein kinase SSN3
Exons: 1
Coding region: 1-1746 (581 amino acids)
Biological process (GO): protein phosphorylation
Cellular component (GO): mediator complex; nucleus
Molecular function (GO): ATP binding; cyclin-dependent protein serine/threonine kinase activity; RNA polymerase II CTD heptapeptide repeat kinase activity
Source: RefSeq, marked provisional
AUGGGGAUACGUUUACAGUCCUCCGAUAGUAUGAAUAAUCAGCAUCAAACACAACAGAAUAAGUAUUUCAACGUAUCCAACCAGGCAUCCACCCGGAGCCUGUGGUCGCAGCAACAGCAACAGCAGCUUCUCGAUACCAAAGGCAGCGCCAGCACGUCCAAAUCGCCGAUGCUAAUGGCGAAUAACAAUGUGUUCUCGAUAGGGCCAUAUCGGCAGCGGAAAGACGCCGGUAGGGUGUCAGUGCUGGAGAAGUACGAAAUCAUCGGCUAUAUUGCAGCAGGAACAUACGGCAAAGUGUACAAGGCCAAGGCUAAGGAGACUCAGGAGGAGCAGGAGAACAGCAUUCACACACAUAAUCAGACGUUGGGAUCUGUGUCCGUUGCGGGAAUUGACGGAGGCAUGGCGUCCAGAGAGGUCGAAAACGGCGGCGACGACCCUCUGCGACUGGACGGGCACGGCGGGAUUGCGGUGGCUCCGGCGGCCGGCGGCGGGUUAUCGAGUGCGGCGGCGCAUCGGGCGCGAAGCAACGGGGCGGUUAAGGCUCUGCCCAAGAAGAGCGCCUUCACGCCAUUCUACGCCAUCAAGAAGUUCAAGACGGAGCGGGAAGGCGUGGAGCAGCUGCAUUACACCGGCAUCUCGCAGAGCGCCUGCCGAGAGAUGUCGCUCUGUCGGGAGCUGGACAACAAGCAUCUCACGAAACUGGUGGAGAUCUUUUUGGAGCGAAAGAGCAUUUACAUGGUCUCGGAGUUUGCAGAGCAUGAUCUUCUGCAGAUUAUCCAUUUCCACUCGCAUCCGGAGAAGAGACUGAUCGCGCCCAGAAUGCUCAAAUCGAUUAUGUGGCAAAUAUUAGACGGCGUUUCGUACCUGCAUCAGAACUGGAUACUGCAUCGCGACCUAAAGCCUGCCAACAUCAUGGUUACAGUUGAUGGGUGUGUAAAAAUAGGCGAUUUGGGCUUGGCGCGCAAGUUCUACAACCUGGUGCAGACAUUGUACACUGGGGACAAGGUGGUCGUUACAAUAUGGUACAGGGCACCAGAGCUCCUCCUGGGUGCACGGCACUACUCGCCCGCAAUUGAUCUCUGGGCAGUGGGCUGUAUAUUUGCAGAACUAAUAGGUCUGCGCCCAAUCUUCAAGGGUGAGGAGGCGAAGAUGGAUUCAAAGAAAAGCGUUCCGUUCCAAGGCAAUCAAUUGCAAAGGAUACUCGAAGUUCUGGGCACCCCUACACAUCACACCUGGCCGAAUAUCCAUAAGUAUCCGGAAUAUGAACAGUUGUCUAAAUUCUCGAAAUACAGAGAUAAUCUUUCAGUUUGGUAUCACUCCUCUGGUGGCCGGGACAAGGCCGCGCUCAGUCUGCUCUAUAGUCUACUAAAGUACGAUCCUAUUACCAGGAUCGACGCCAUUGAUGCAUUAGAACACGAAUAUUUCACCAAUAAUGAUCCUCCCGUGUCUUCCGACGUAUUCGAAGGAUUGAGUUACAAGUAUCCUCCACGAAGGAUACAUACAAGCGAUAAUGAUAUUAUGAACGUAGGUGCUAAUAAAAAUAAAAGUGGAUUUAAUCACCAUCCUCCACAACAACAGACAGUUAAUAACAAUGGGGUUACAAACAGUUCGAUUGGCGGACUAGGUGUUAAUAGACGUAUUUUGGCUGCUGCCGCUGCUGCCGCUGCUGCUGUCCAAGUGAAUGGGACGAACAUAGUGUCAGGGAGCUCAUCUUCUAAUGGUCCAAUAAGGAAAAAAAAGCGUUAA